UCGUAUAGCAUAAUCCAGGAAGCUCACAUUCGAUUCUAGUCGCAAAUCGAGGCUGCUAUAUUCGUGCGGUGCCGAGGAACGCAACCCUCAAUCAUGGCGGGCGAGAACCGUGGAUUCGUGUUGAACGGCCAGAGGGUCGUCCUCGACCUCGACUUUGCAGGUAGCGUCAGGGCCACAGCAUACCUCACCAUCAAGCCUACCAACGUCCGCCUCUCCACCGUCUUCCUGCACGCUGCUCCUUGCUUGCGGAUAACCUCGGUGCACCUGUCUGGACCGAACAUCGAUGAUCCUCUUCCUCCCCUUCCGGCGUCGUUCAGUCACCAUAACCCUCUUCUCGGUUUGAGAGAUGCAGGAGAAGGAGCUUCUUUCAACCCAACUCAACCUGAUGCUAUACAAAGGCAUCCGGAGAUCAAGAGAAAGUUAUGGGCAGCGAUGGCGGAGAAGGACGAAGGAGAGCUAGCUAUCGAUGUUUCCCACGGCUGGGUCAGGAUCGCUCAGACGAAAGAAGGUGGACAGGCAGCUCAAGCUGGAUUGGCAGAGAUCUUGAUUGCUAUCGAUUACGAGAUCUGUAUGUCGGACGUUGAUACCGAGGGAAUCGUCUGGCGAAGACCAGGCGAUGCGGGGAACGAUUUCCGGAUACCUCACAUGUUCAUCAAUUCUUCGUCAUACGAUGCCGCUCGACAUUGGGUACCAUGCUUGGACAACCUCUGGGACCGAUGUCCUUGGGAACUCGAGAUCAGCGUUCCUCGAUACUUGAAGCAAGAAACGGAUCAGGUGAACGCGGAGCCGGGACUAGAAGGUGGCGAGCCAGAGGAAGGAGAGCUCGUGAGGGUUAUCGCAUCGGCAGAGUUGGAAGAACAGGUUACCCAUCCAGACGAUCCGAGCAAAACGCUCUUUUACUUUGUCCAGAGCAACCCUACUUCAGCACAACAGAUGAGUUUUGCCGCUGGACCUUUCCACCUGCACGUCAUACCGGAGGAAGAUCAAACUCGGCGCCUGCUCGACAGUCUCGACCCGACCAGUGAUGUCCAGCCGCUUCUCCUCGCUUAUUGUCUUCCCGGAAGCGAGCUCGACCUGGCAAAUACCGUCUCCUGUAUGCGACAGGCCAUGAGCUUCUUGGAGGGUUACGACGGUUAUCCUUAUUCUUCCUUCAAAAUGGUCUUUGUCGAGGAUCCUUCGACACAGUCGUCCGUCUCGGCCUCUAUGGGGACUUUCUCGCAAGAACUGCUCUACCCUCCGGAAGUGGUGGAACAGGCUCUUAUCACUCGGCCUAUCCUCACACACGCUCUAGCAUCACAAUGGUCAGGUGUUCACAUGAUUCCCAGGAGCUUUUCCGAUAUCUGGCUUACGACUGGGCUGGCCCUGUACAUCAAUGCUCAGUUGACGAGACACUUGCUCGGCAACAACGAGUACCGGUUCAGGCUACGAUCGGACAUGGAUCGAUGCGUCGCCCUCGACCAGGGCGAUCAGUUUCCUCUACAUGUACCUGGACUCAUAUCCCCGCCGGAUGCAGAGACGUUACAGUUCAUCUCGCUCAAAGCACCGCUCGUCCUCCACAUGCUCGACAUGCGGAUGACGAGAUUGGCGACAUCUUCUGGUCUGGCGAGAAACGCGAUCCCGGACAUCUUUCGACAGGCUCGAGGUGGCACUCUACCUGAUCGCGCGUUGUCGACGGACAACUUUUUCAGGAUCUGUCGGAAGAUCAGCAAGAGCCUGGAUGUUCUCGCUUUUCAGGAACAAUGGGUGACGGGGAGCGGUUGUCCAAAGUUCAUCAUUGGCGCACAGUAUAACAAAAAGGGACAGUCCAUCACCGUCUCUGUCUUUCAAGGGGCAAGUCAGGCGUGGAACGCGGUUAAUCAGAAGGAGCCGCACAACGCCGACUGGAAAUGUCCGACGAAGCAUUUUUCGGGAGAGGUGACCUUAUGGGUCAACGAAGGCGACGGUGCACCUUACGAACAUGUCAUUGAGCUCGGCGACGAAGGAUUGACUCAUGAACUUGUCUUCACUCCGCAACAACGUCGAGCACACCGAUUGAGGAACGGGCACUAUCGGCAAGAAAAGGGCCUCCCUGUGCUCCAAACCGCGGACGAUUCGGCACAGAUGUCGGCGGGUCUGCAAGACGCGGCCAGGAUGGCGGAAGAAUGGCGUUUUUCGGGAUGGCAGGAACCGGACGCCGUCACCUUUGUGGAACAAGGUUUCGAUUGGAUUCGGUAUGACCCCGAAUGCGAAUGGCUCGCUUCGAUCGAAGUCCUCGCAGAAGUCAGCGCAGGGAACAGGUCAGGUUUGGCACCGGUGAUGCUGCCUUACUAUUGGGCUACGCAGCUCUCCAACGAUAGGGAUGUUAUUGCUCAGCGAGAGGCUAUUCUGAAUCUCGCUAGUAUGCCCAGCGGUGUGGCGGCCACAGCCCUAACGAAGAUUGCUCUCGACGAAACAUGCUUUUACAAAGUCAGGAUUCUAGCCAUCGAGAUGCUUCCGAGGAUGCUCACACCUAUCGAAGAGACCGGAGAGAAACUAGGCGUUUAUCACUUGAUCAAGAUCCUACAGACACGAUACUGUCACUUCGAUCAGGAGAUAAAGUCUUACCAGCUGCAAACCCCAUCGCAAGGCCAGAUAGCCCAUUACAUAAUUUCCCAGGCUCUGCUUCGAACGCUUUCGAUUUGGCCGUGGUCACCAGCUGUGCCUCGCGAGGUGGAGACAAGUGCAUGGCUGCGCGAUAUCUUGUCGACGGCGAUUGAGAAGGGCGACUCUGAAGAGAAUACUUUCUCCCAAUCCUAUUAUUUGGCUUCUCUGAUUGCGGACUUGGCCGCCCUGCAAAAACGCGUACCUUUCCACUUGCGUCAAUCACCGGAAUACCAGAGGGCCACGGCAUGCAUCGACCGAGCUAUGGCUCUUGAUAAAGUAUUGCCGUCAUAUGGCAAUGUAGUCACCAUCUCAGGUCUUCAGGCCAAAUUCGCUCUUGCGCUGACGGACAAACAAGUGAUGCCUGUGCAUCUGCCGUACUUCCUGACGUAUACAAGAAUCGGAAAUCUGCCGUCUGUUCGGCUCUUGGCUAUGGAUUGCGUCCUGACCUGUCAACUGCCGCCGCCCUGGCUUUAUAAGUACAUACGGCAAUUGCUCCGCAGGGAGCAGUCUUUGUCUUUCCGGCGUCAUCUGGCGGAAGGAGUAGCCAAUUCGUGGCUCAUGGCGCUGGCUUUGGGAGAGAUCGAAGGCCUUCAUCAGCCGCAAAGUCGAUACGUCGAGUCUGCUGCCGAAAGACAGGUCAGGGAACAGACGGAUAUAGAACAGGACAUCCCCGCUUGGCGUCGGACAUUGCAGAAAUCAUCGGAUACGGGUCGUUUCCUGAUGUCUCAGCUCAUUGAUGCCAAUGUCGACAACGAGCUGCGAGUGGCGUUGCUUCAGGCAGCCGAAACGUUGACGCCCGGUAGAAGAGAGGGUGCGGCGGCAAAGCUUAUCUUAAAGCUCGGAAGCCGACCGAAGAACACAUCGAGGACUAGUGCGAAAUCAUCGCUCGUUCCCGCACCAGUCGACCCAGUCAGUCAGGUACCGAAACGUAAGCCCAAAGGCAAGCAAUAUCGCAGCGGCCUGUCCGAAGAAGAUUUCAAGGCCGUCAAUAUCACCUUGGAGAAAUUGUUUGUGCAUCCACGAAGCGACUUUUUCCGCUAUCCUGUACCUGAUGACGAAAAUUUCGCGCCAGGAUAUUACAAGAUUAUCAAGAGACCGAUCGAUCUGUCUGCCAUCAAGCACAAGCUGUCCGACGGUCAAUACGAGAACCGACAUCAAUUCAAAGAAGAUCUGGACCUAAUCGUUCACAAUUGCAAAACCUACAAUGGAGAAGGAUCGCUCGUUUUCGAGGCUGCUGUCGAAUUCGAGAAGGUCUUUACUGGACAAUGGGCAAGGGUGGAAAAAACACUUUCAAAGAAAGCUCAGACGGGUCCCGAAACGGUGCCUCCCGCAACAACCGCGCUCAAGUUCAAUAUCAAACGGCCCUCUGUCCCGAACCUAACCGUUACUGCAAAUGAAGACGAAAUAAGAGACAGCAGCGCUAAGCCAUCUUUGAGCGUACGGACUAAAGACUAUGCGCACCCAGGUAGUGCAGACAAGCCGAGAUCUGCCAUGAAAGCGGGCAUCAAGCGUCAACGAGAGACACCGGCCGAGGAACCGAAAGAGAUCUUUACCGCACUCGCAAAUUCGCCGCCAGCGAAGAAGAAAGUCAAGAUCGUUAGACCGUCUGUCAGCAUACUGCCUAAGCUCAAGGUCACCCAACCCGAGCCUGAGCCCAGCGCAGCGGUCCAUAAGCCUGUCAUCACACUUAAACGCAAACUAGAAGCAGAACCGGAGCGGUCUGAAAGCAGACCCUCGCCGGGGGCUUCCAUGGAACCCGCACAGGCGAUGACGUCUGACGGGAUUGCGGGUCCAGACCGCGGCAACGUGAAGAGACUGACGGAGAUGGGCUGGACAAAGGACAGAACGCCUUUCAAGAGGGUCAGGGCGUUGCGGCUGAUCCGCGACUACAUGGACAAGUACAGGCUCUUGUUCGGCCCAAAACCAAACGAAGAGCUCGCUCCCGGUUACUUUGCCGAAAUCAAACGGCCUAUGUAUCUCGAGUUGAUGGAAGAGAAGGUUGCCAAAGACCAAUAUCAGACGUUGGGCGAAUUCGCAAUCGAUCUCGAGCAGAUCAUCUGGAACUGUCGAAAAUACAACGGAAUGGGUCCAGGGAUCGAAGAUCAAUAUGCAGCUCCUAUGGAAGCUCACUUGCUUGACAAAUGGCCUAAAUUGAUGAAGACGGAUGCGAUCACGGCGGAAGAGAGAAAGUUGAUUGACCAGUGGCUGACGAGCACCCUCAAGACGGAUGAGGGAAAAUGGUUUCAAUACCCAGUGGACCCCGUGGCAAUGAAUAUUCCCGACUACUUUAACAUCGUGAAACGUGAAGAAGCCCGAGAUCUCUCGAUGAUUAAGAGCAAACUCAAGAGCCUCGCUCCGUUGUCUUCAAUCGACAAGGACCUGAUCCUGAUGGUCGAUAAUGCCGUCAAGUAUAAUGGAAUUGAUAGCCCGGUCGGCAGGGUAGCCAAGACGAUCGAAGCUGAAUACGAAAAGAAGAGAAAACAGAUUUCCCCGUACGGUUCGGCACGGGAAUCGGUGGAGAACCGUGCCUCGAAAAGAGCUCGACACGAAUGAACAGAAAAUAUAACGACCUUGACGAUCUAUAACGACAAUCACGUACAUCUCUAGCAUUA
This is a messenger RNA of Filobasidium floriforme, 5234 nucleotides long. RefSeq lists its product as uncharacterized. Gene Ontology annotation, molecular function: transcription cis-regulatory region binding; RNA polymerase II general transcription initiation factor activity; chromatin binding. The transcript has 20 exons. Gene Ontology annotation, biological process: transcription initiation at RNA polymerase II promoter. The record is from RefSeq and is a predicted model, not a curated record. Gene Ontology annotation, cellular component: transcription factor TFIID complex. The coding region runs from base 94 to 5175 and encodes 1693 amino acids. NCBI's taxonomy places the organism in Eukaryota, Fungi, Basidiomycota, Tremellomycetes, Filobasidiales, Filobasidiaceae.